Megachile rotundata (alfalfa leafcutting bee) is the source of this 5109-nucleotide messenger RNA. RefSeq names its product serine/threonine-protein phosphatase 2A 56 kDa regulatory subunit. NCBI's taxonomy places the organism in Eukaryota, Metazoa, Arthropoda, Insecta, Hymenoptera, Megachilidae. Gene Ontology annotation, cellular component: cytosol; nucleus; protein phosphatase type 2A complex. Gene Ontology annotation, molecular function: protein phosphatase activator activity. Gene Ontology annotation, biological process: protein dephosphorylation; signal transduction. The record is from RefSeq and is a predicted model, not a curated record.
AUGACGUUUAUAAAUAUUAACGUCCAGUUCAUGUUCAUUAUUUUAAAGAUAUCGAAACAAAGCGAUUAUAUCGCACAACAAUCGGUAAUAUAUCAUCGACCCCAACAAAUAUUUCCUGGUGUUCGUUCGCGCUCGUUCGCUCAAUGUAGAUCCAGCGUAAUGCGAUCGGUACUAGUACUCGCAUACGUGAAAACAGUGUUCCUUCGACGAGGAAAGAUCGCGGGCACGCGCGCGCUUAAGAGAAAGAGAGCGGUAGUGUAUAUGAGAGAGAGAAAGAUAGGGUGACGAUGACAGGGAUAGGAGAGAAAGGGAAGAAGGGAGAGUAAAGAGAGUUCGGGGAAACAACCCCGGUAGCUGAGACACCAAAGGGUGUAGCGUGAUUCUGAUUUCUUGAUAUCCUUUUCGCUGACACGUUUAUUCGACCAAACUUAUCAAAGGACCUGGCAAUGGAUGCGAGCAAGAUCGGCAAGGACAAGGGAAAGAAUGGCAAGGACGGUGAGACAAGCGAAGAGACUAACAAGGUAGCAGGAGGACCCCCAGCAACCAAUGCACCACCACCGCCAACGUUAAUUAAUAAGAUUAAAUAUCAACCUGGUGGUCCUGUAAUAAAAAAGGAUAAACGGCAAAGUAGCUCAAGAUUCAACAUAUCGAAAAAUCGAGAACUUCAGAAAUUACCGCUUUUAUCCGAAACACAACAAGGAAACGAGAGGGAGGAACUUUUCAUACAGAAGCUACGACAAUGUUGCGUGCUUUUCGACUUCGAGUCCGAUCCGUUAUCGGACUUGAAAUGGAAAGAAGUGAAGCGUACCGCUUUGCACGAGAUGGUCGAGUACGUUUCCAAGAACAAAAACGUUAUCACAGAGGCGAUAUAUCCCGAAGCUGUGAACAUGUUCGCGGUAAAUUUAUUCCGUACACUUCCUCCGUCGUCGAAUCCAAACGGAGCAGAGUUCGACCCAGAGGAGGAUGAACCGACAUUGGAAGCGGCAUGGCCUCACUUGCAGCUGGUGUAUGAGUUCUUCCUGCGGUUGUUAGAGUCCCAAGAUUUCCAACCCACCAUUGCCAGACGAUACAUAGACCAAAAGUUCGUAUUGCAACUUUUGGAGCUAUUCGAUUCGGAGGAUCCGCGAGAAAGAGAUUUCCUGAAGACAACGCUCCAUAGGAUUUACGGGAAAUUCUUAGGGUUGAGAGCGUAUAUCAGGAAGCAAAUAAACAACGUUUUUUAUCGAUUUAUAUACGAGACAGAACAUCAUAAUGGUAUCGCCGAACUUUUAGAGAUUUUGGGAAGUAUAAUUAAUGGAUUCGCUUUGCCACUCAAAGAAGAGCACAAAAUAUUUCUGUUAAAAGUGCUUUUGCCGUUGCACAAAGCUAAAUCGCUUUCCGUGUAUCAUCCGCAGUUGGCGUAUUGUGUUGUGCAAUUUUUAGAGAAGGAUCCAUCGUUGACUGAACCGGUUAUCAGAAGCUUGUUAAAGUUCUGGCCGAAGACACAUUCCCCGAAAGAAGUGAUGUUUUUGAACGAACUCGAAGAAAUUCUAGACGUGAUUGAACCUGCCGAAUUCCAGAAAGUUAUGGACCCAUUGUUUAGGCAGUUAGCAAAAUGUGUUUCGUCUCCACAUUUUCAGGUGGCCGAAAGAGCUCUCUAUUACUGGAACAACGAAUAUAUAAUGUCCCUUAUAUCGGACAAUUAUUCCGUCAUUUUACCGAUCAUGUAUCCAGCUUUUUACAGAAAUUCGCGAAAUCAUUGGAACAAAACCAUACAUGGUUUGAUUUACAACGCGUUAAAACUUUUCAUGGAAAUGAAUCAGAAAGUAUUCGACGAAUGUACUCAACAGUAUUAUCAAGACCGUCAAAGAGAAAGGAAGCUCAUGAAGGACAGGGAUGAAGCAUGGAUGCGCGUCGAAGCUUUAGCAAUGAAACAUCCAAAUUAUAACGCAACCAUAAAGGGCAUAACAAACACCACAUCUACGAUACCGCAGCAACAGUUAGAUAGUCCCCCGCCAGACGAAGAUGGCGAUCCGGAUCAGACUCCGCUUACAUUGGAAAAAAUAGAAGCAAAGGCAAACGAGGCAAAAAAAAUGACCACCUCCAAUAAAACAAAGCCACUUUUGCGAAGGAAAAGCGACUUACCUCAAGACACGUACACGAUGCGGGCAUUGUCCGAUCACAAACGCGCGGAUGAGUAUCUUGUUACGCCACCGGAUUCUAAUAAUUGCUAGUCUCUACCGCAAUCACUUUCCAUGUACCCUCUCUUUUGCUGCAGUGAUAUUGGGAGUUAGCUUUUUCGAAGAAAACGAAAAGUAAACAGCAAUGAGUCGGAUCUAAUCGAUCAAACGUUCGAUCGUGACAUCGUUCGACGACGAUUGUCUACCAGAGAGUUUGAUCGUAUAGAAAUCAUAAUGUCGUAAUUAUUCCCCGUCCCCUUUCCUUAUGUCGGAACUGUCGAGUUGUACAAUAAUAUCAUAUUCUUUGUACGGUUGCGAAAAAAGCUUUCUCUCAUUGCACACAGCACUUCUCGGAAGAUGUAUCCGUGUCCGUAGUAAUCUAUAAAAGGAAAAAAAAACAUACAGGUUACUUCCUAUAUACUCUUCGAGUUGAUUUAUAUAAGGUAUCGCGAGAAUUAUGCAGAUAGUUACAUAUUCGCUAUUAAAAAAAUCAAGAGAAUGUGAAUGAAACCUAGAUAAAUAAGGGUCCUAAGUAUAUAUACAUAUAUACACACAUACAGAGUAUUUUAUAAAUUGUAGAUUUCUUGCGUAUGGAGAAAUCUAUCGCUGACAAUAAGACAGUUUUUCUCAUUGAUAAAUAAUUAAGUCAACGUACGGUGUUUGAAGUUGAAGUUAACAACAAAAGGUUUGUUCACGAUUGGUUGUUUUCAGAAAGUUGUCUUGCUUUUAGCGGAGGAUUCUCUUCAUAUUCAUAGGAAUUUAUGGUUUAUUAAACACCUGCUAUGCAGGGUGAUUCUGGUGGUUGAUCCAAUCUAUUGAUCCAAUCUAUCGAUAAUGAAAUUUUUUUUAGAGAAAAAUUUUUUACGAUUUAGUUAGUAUUAUUAAUAUUUUAUAGAUUCUUUUUAAUGAAUUUAUCGGAUUCUUUCUACGAAAAAAAAGGACAGUGGAUAAAGAUUUAUCUUCGUUCGCAAUAGGAUUAUAACUAGUUUCGAUUGUUAGAAUCAUCCUGUGUACAUACUCUAAAAUAAAAAGAAAUUUUAUACGAAUUCAAAAGUGGUCAGAAAAGAAUGGCCGCGUGCUUGAUGUUGUAAUAAAAGAAGAAUUUUAGUAUGCAAAUUCGAGGCGCUACUCUUCUGAGCGAGGUUUCCACUGACGCGCAAACGGCAGACAUUAAUCACACGAGUGAUAUAUAGUUGCUUCAACGCUACCAGUUCAUCAUUUAGCAGCAAAUAAACAAACAAAAAGAACACAAAAAAAAUCACAAAAAAAUUUGCUAAAAGAAGUGAAAACGUCGUUUUUAGAGUUAGAUCAACGUGAUAGCACUAUUUUAGAAUAUCGAUUGUUAUAAAUCUGAAUAUUCCUGAACGUACUACUUUUAUAUCUGUCGUGCCUAGAUGCCUGUGGAACGCAUUCGCAAGAAUCGCCUCUACCAGAGGCCUAUAAUUAAGAGUCGUUAAAAGAAAAAAAAAGUAACAAACAAAGCAACGAGUUUUACGUGACGUUACCGAAUAGUAUAAAUUGACAUCAUGAAUUUUUCCAGGAAUGCUUAUACGUACGUUACGUCGUUGCCUCGUAAGAUUUUGCGGUUAUUUCAAAGAAAGAAAGAAAAAGAAGUUAUAUACUAGUUUGUCGCUGACAAAAAUGAAAAAAUAAAAAAAAGGAAUGCGAAGCAUAGAAACAAAUGAUGAAGAUUAAAAAAAGAGAAGAGCGAACAAAAUGAAAUAUCUUUAGUCUUUGCGCUGCUGGCAGGCUGUUAUAUUAAUCAUUGUAAGGGAUGAACUUGUUGAGAAUAGAUACGAUUAGCACGUAUUAUUAAAUGACGGAAAUUAAAACCAAAUGAGAUAAAUAUUAAAAAAAAAAAAAGAUUAUUUACUAUUUAAUCGUCCCAUCGAAAAAGAAGAGAAUGGCUGUUUUUGUUACGGAAACCAUUCGCGAUAUAAGUACUCAUGUCGAUAAUAUGCUUUUAUUAUUAUCAAGUACAGUGUAAUCUCGAUGGGCCUCGUGAGCGUAAAUCUUGAAAAAGAUUUACAACGACGAAAAAAACUGUACCUUUCUAGCGAGAAAUAUUUAACAAUAAAAAACAGUAUUUUUAUUAAAACUCUUCUGUUCGAGUAGCUUGCAUUAUUUAAUAGGAUACCUCUAGAUAAGCGUAACAAGGACUUAAAUUAUCCGUGUAAACUAUUCGCUUACUUAACGUUUUGUUCGAUAAUUCUCUUUUUUAUUCGUUAUUUAGUUGCAAUUCUGUGGAUUAGUAUGGGUUAUCGGGAUUACAUUGUAUGUUUCAAUUGUUGAAGUCAAUCGUAAAAAGAGAGAAAAGAAAUAGUAGAUAAUAAUAUUCGAGAAGGAGAGAAGCGUCUCUCCGAUAAUGCAUGUUUCAAGGUAUCGUCUUUUACUGCGUCUAUUCUUUCACACGUAUCACUUAAGAUAUAUUUUUGGAGUUUGUAAAUUUCAUAAAUAGGUCAGAAACUCCAUCGAUCUUGUCGUGCUUGAAACUUCAGAAGACUGUUACUGGCUCAUCGUUGGUCGAGUAUUAUGGAAUGCCUUCGACUUCCGUGUUUGCGCUCCGUGCCAGGCUUAAAAAGGGAAGCGUGUAAAGCGAGAGAAAAGAUUAAAAAAAAAACAAACAGACAAUGAAAUUUGAUUUCAUUCGAUGCGUAGAUUGUUUCCUUGUAAUACACGUAUGGGUUACCUCGAGUAAGAAAAGUUAAGCGAAGAAUGAACGAAGAUUUUUAUUAUGUAAGGGAGAACAAGGAUUUCGACUCCAAGAGAAGAUUCUCGGCAGCUUGAAACUCGUAGAAAUGUUCUUUGCUCUUCCUUAUAUAAACGUUUAUUUGACCAUCCGUUCGACGGAGAAAGAUAAAAUGUUAAAUAAAGAAAAAGAAGAUCCACCUGUACAGUGAUUCGCUUCGAACCUAAAAAAAGAUUAAAGAACUGUAUAUCAAUGUUCAAU